CUUAGUUUAUAUUCUUCAUGCAAAGAGUCUGGUUCUGAGUCUACUUUUGUGUUGUUUAUAGCAAUAGUUUGGUUUAUUGAAGCUGAAAAAAAAUGGCACAGCAGCGAAAUCAUCCGCAAUCCAAAGAGGUUCUCUUGAAAUCCUACAACAUUCGCUUAAAGGAGGACUGCAAAAUUAUGUUGGAAAAUUAUUUCGAAAUCAUAAAAUUGGCCAAAGGAGAAAAUGAUUCACAACUCUCUAAGCUUACGCAAUGCGAACAGGAUACGUACGAGAUGCAAGUUCGUGCUGCGAAUAUCGUUCGAGCCGGUGAAUCGCUAAUGAAACUCGUGUCCGAUAUCAAACAGUAUUUGAUUUUGAAUGAUUUCCAUUCGGUGAAUGAUGCCAUAACAGCCAAUUCACAGCUCUUUCGAUCAACCCAGUCGGAAUGUGAUAAAAAACUGAUGAACUUACGUGAAGCAGCUGCCAUCGACUUGUACGACCUGGAAGAAGAGUACUACACAAGCGAGUUUAAAUGAACACUUGCAAAUAAAUUGGAUAACUAGUUGUUACUAUAAAUAAGACUAAAUUUAAGGAAGAAAAUUAUGAAGAACGGAAGAAAUAAAUUAAGAGAAGAAAAGGAUAAAAUUUCAUCAAUGCAAAUUA
Sitodiplosis mosellana (orange wheat blossom midge) is the source of this 642-nucleotide messenger RNA. RefSeq names its product mediator of RNA polymerase II transcription subunit 22 (gene MED22). The coding region runs from base 93 to 515 and encodes 140 amino acids. NCBI's taxonomy places the organism in Eukaryota, Metazoa, Arthropoda, Insecta, Diptera, Cecidomyiidae. The record is from RefSeq and is a predicted model, not a curated record. Gene Ontology annotation, biological process: regulation of transcription by RNA polymerase II. Gene Ontology annotation, cellular component: mediator complex. The transcript has 3 exons. Gene Ontology annotation, molecular function: transcription coregulator activity.